Ctenocephalides felis (cat flea) is the source of this 936-nucleotide messenger RNA. Its product is annotated as gastrula zinc finger protein XlCGF7.1-like. The transcript has a single exon. Gene Ontology annotation, biological process: regulation of transcription by RNA polymerase II. The record is from RefSeq and is a predicted model, not a curated record. Gene Ontology annotation, cellular component: nucleus. Bases 1 to 936 code for a protein of 311 amino acids. Lineage: Eukaryota; Metazoa; Arthropoda; Insecta; Siphonaptera; Pulicidae. Gene Ontology annotation, molecular function: RNA polymerase II transcription regulatory region sequence-specific DNA binding; DNA-binding transcription factor activity, RNA polymerase II-specific.
AUGCAUGAGGAAGAUGAGUACUCAUUGUUUGAAGAAAUCCUUACUCAGGAAGAUAUUGAAAACAUAUUACCAGAUUUAGAUUCUUUAGAUCAGGAGGAACUUUUAAACACAAUCUUAAACUCCAAACCAUCGACAAACGAACCUUCAAAAUCCAAACCUUAUUCAUGCGACUACUGUGGCAAGUUUUAUAUGUAUGAAAAAAGUUUCACAAGUCACAAGAACACCUGUCGUCCUCUUGGUCGAUUUUUAUGUCUAUACUGCUCUAAAGCUUUCAAUCAAUCUCAAGCUUUAAAAGAGCACCUAAGAACCCACACAGGAAUCAAACCUUACGUGUGUCAAAUAUGCAACAAGGGUUUUACUACUUCUAGAUACCUAACGAGUCACCAAUAUACUCAUCUGGAGGGUAAACUUUACAAAUGUACUUUCUGUGAUAAAUCAUACUCACAGUUUUCAGGGUUGCAAGCUCAUAUCACCUCACACACAGAUAAACGACUCCACAAAUGUACCGUGUGUGAUAAAAGUUUUAUUCGCUUACAUAACUUCAAGGAGCACAUGAAAAAGCAUUCAGGGGGACAGUCUUACGAAUGUAAAGAAUGCAAUGCUGUAUUUGCACUGAAGCGAUAUCUUACAAGACAUAAACUGCAAGUCCAUAUGAAAGAAAAAAGAUACACUUGUGAACAAUGUGGGGCAGGGUUUUAUAGAAUGCAAGAUUUGAAACUUCAUUCGAAUAAACAUUCUGGGGAAAAACCUUUUCGAUGUGGAAUGUGUGAAAAAGCAUUUACUCAACCGAGCGCUUUGAAUACUCAUGUUAAAAGAGUACAUAAAGAGAUAGCGAUGGCAAAACUCAAGGAGAAAGUUUUGGAGGAGAAGAUGGUUAAUGAAAAAUAUGUGAAAAUAAAAAAUGAAAAAUGUGAUAGGGAUGGAAAACAUAUAUGA